Molecule: messenger RNA, 2059 nt
Organism: Fragaria vesca subsp. vesca
Lineage: Eukaryota; Viridiplantae; Streptophyta; Magnoliopsida; Rosales; Rosaceae
Exons: 2
Coding region: 189-1628 (479 amino acids)
Molecular function (GO): protein binding
Source: RefSeq, a predicted model, not a curated record
CCUCCCCAUUAUUAUGACAAGCAAAAGCUCCUGCGUGUUUCGUUCCGUCUCCCUCGUCUCGUCAAUUAAGCACCUCCCAUCUCCAGCCUCUGCUUUUCUCAGAUCUCAGGUAACUCAUCCCAUCUCAUCUCAUCCAAACUUCCUCUCUUCAUUCCAGUCUGAUCCAAAAACAAAAACCCAAUUCCACCAUGAAUUCCAACUUCGAUUUCGAUCUGGGUCUGGGAUCCAACCGCCCCAGAUCCCUCAACGACCAAAAGAACAAAACCUCCUCCUUCUCCACCCCCUCCCAACCGCCAUCCAAACCCGCCUGGCAGCCCAACAAGACCUCCUGGACCCACCAACCCGCCCCGACCCAGACCACCCCUCUCAACGGCCCCACCUCCAUGGUCGGCGACAUCUUCGGCAAGAGCUGGGCCUCCACCGCCCCUUCGGUCUCCACCACUCCGAUCGCCGUCGUCAACAAGAACCCCAAUCUCUUUGGCGAUUUGGUCAGCUCUGCCAUGGGCGGUAAGGUCAGUACCACCAAUGUUCCUCUCAAAAACGCAACUCCGGCGUCGAAUAAGACCUCGUUUUCGAUGGGAAAUGUGGCUGAUUCACUGCCCAAAUCCACCGCCGGUGCUAGUUCCGGCCAGAGUGGUAUCAAUUGGGGUGGUUCUGGAAGUUCUGGAGGUUAUUCUAGUGGGAUUAAUAGUACUAGUAAGAUCAAUAGUGGGGUUAAUGCUAGUAGUAGUACUAAGAGUCCGAGCCUCGGAGGCCCUUCGCUGCGGAAUAUGAGCGGUGGUGGUGUUGGAGGUGGCGGCAUUGGUUCUAAGAAAGACCCAUUUGGUUCUUUGGUUGAUCUUGCUUCGAAACCAGCUGUUGGUAUUAAGACCACGGCGAGUAAAGGGAGCAAUAAGAGCAGUAUUGCUGAUGAUGGAUUUGGGGAUUUUCAGAAUGCUCCGAAACCAAGCACGGCUAGUGCAUUUCCUGCUGGUGGUAAUAGUUUUAUGGGAUCGGAUCCGUUUUCGGGUUUUGGUGAUUUUGGGACUCCGGCUAAGCAGAAUCCUGUUCAGUCUACUAGCAGUGAUCCGCUUGAUAUGUUCUUUCCGACUUCCUCGGGCUCCGGGGCUGGUUCUGCAGCAGCAAGUAGUGGAGUUGGAGUAGAGCAAUCCUCUGGAAUCGAUGAUUGGGGGACGGAGUUUGGAGGCGGAGUGGAUGAUAUGGGUGGUUCGACAACUGAGCUUGAGGGUCUUCCACCUCCUCCAGCUGGGGUAUCUGCUUCUGCAGCAAAGAGUAAGGGAAUGGAUAAUUACAAGCAAGGGCAGUAUCCGGAUGCUAUCAAGUGGUUGUCUUGGGCUGUAGUGCUUCUUGAGAAAGCGGCUGAUAGGUCUGCCCUUUCGGACGUAUUGUCAAGCAGAGCUUCGUGUUAUAAAGAAGUUGGGGAGUACAAGAAAGCGGUGGCAGACUGCACAAAGGUUCUAGAAAAAGAUGAUGAAAAUGUGUCUGUUCUGGUACAGCGUGCACUCUUGUAUGAGAGUAUGGAAAAGUACAGACUUGGGGCUGAAGAUCUGAGGACUGUUCUGAGGAUUGAUCCUGGUAACAGGGUUGCAAGAGGCACCAUUCACCGCUUGACACAGUUGGCAGACUAGAGGAUUUUGAAAAUCUCGUAAUGCUAGCAUUGAUUCAUUUCGGUUUAUACCCCUUCCCCUCUUACGAUCAUAGAUUCAUGGGGAAUGAUAGCAUUUUACUUGAAUACUUGCAAUUGUGGGUGGUCUCACUUGUACGUGGUUAUCUUGGUUUAUUAUAUGGCUUGCGAUUGGGAAUGAUUCUUUGAUACUUCAGACUUGAGAGUGGUGUUGGAAUAUAGAGAUUGAAGAAUUACACUGUACUUGUUUCCCUAAUGUGGGAAAGCUCUUGUUACUAUGUCUUUGUCGUUCUGUUGAUUAAAGCCAUGUCAGGUGGCUUGUUAGACAUGAGAUGUUUGAGCAAAUGAGGGUUUUGUUGAUAUUUUCUCUUAUUCAUCUGUGCCUCAAGGCCCUCACAUGUUCCAUUUAUGGUUUAUGGAUAUGUUAGUGUUGUU